UUGACCAGUGACCAAUUUCAGAAGUUUACAAAAUACAGUAUGAUAUUCUUUAACAGAUUCGAUCAGUAUCCAUUGUCUCCCUUAUCGCUAAAAGCAAUGAAGGAAGCUGGAUACGAGACAAUGACUGUUGUGCAGAAAGCUACUCUUCCUGUAAUUCUCAAAGGCAAAGAUGUCCUAACUAAGGCCAAAACAGGAACUGGGAAAACUGUAGCGUUUUUGCUUCCAUCAAUUGAAGUCGUUGUCAAAUCUCCUCCUACAAGCCCGGAUAAUAAGCGACCCCCAUUUCUUGCGCUUGUGAUAUGCCCAACUAGAGAACUUGCCAAUCAAGCUGCUACAGAAGCAAACACCUUGUUAAAGUAUCAUCCAACUAUCGGUGUUCAAGUUGUGAUUGGAGGCACAAGACUUGGUUUAGAGCAAAAGCGCAUGCAAACAAAUCCUUGUCAGAUUUUAGUGGCUACACCUCGAAGGCUCAAAGACCAUAUCGAGAACACGCCAGGAUUUGCGACAAGGUUAAAGGGUGUGAAAGUUCUUGUGCUUGAUGAAGCUGACCACCUUUUAGACAUGGGUUUCCGCAAGGACAUUGAGAGGAUAAUUUCCGCUGUUCCUAAGGAGAGACAAACUUUUCUGUUUUCCGUCACAGUACCUGAAGAGGUCCGCCAAAUAUGCCUUAUUGCUCUGAGGCGGGAUCACGAGUUUGUCAACUGUGUUCACGAAGGCACUGGUGAGACGCAUCAACAGGUCAGACAAACGCACAUGAUUGCACCUCUGGACAGACAUUUCUGUCUUCCGUACACACUUCUUCGCGAACACAUAAUGGAUAAUGUGGACUAUAAGGUAAAACCGGCGCCUAUUGCAGACCCUGAUGACAACCUCUUGUUCCUGAAGGUCAUUGUCCUCUGUACAACUGCAAUGGUUACAAAAUUAGUGGCUGAUCUACUUGGUGAGCUAAACUUAAAUGUGAGAGAGAUUCAUUCUAGAAAACCACAGAGUUACAGGACAAGGGUUUCUAAUGAGUUCCGAAAAUCCAAGGGUUUGAUUCUGGUAACUUCUGAUGUAUCUGCUCGAGGAGUCGAUUACCCUGAUGUGACCCUUGUUUUACAGGUGGGAUUGCCAAAAGACAGAGAACAAUAUAUACACAGACUCGGUAGAACCGGGAGAAAAGGAAAGGAAGGAGAAGGCAUAUUGUUGUUGGCACCAUGGGAGGAGUACUUUCUAUCAUCUCUGAAGGACUUACCCAUCACUAAGUCUUCUUUGCCAGCAAUAGACUCCGAAACUGUGAAAAAGGUGCAAAAGGCUCUUUGCCAUGUGGAAAUGAGGAACAAGGAGGCAGCGUAUCAGGCUUGGUUGGGUUACUAUAACUCACAAAAGAUGAUUGGAAGAGACAAAGACAGGCUUGUGGAGUUGGCAAACGAAUUUAGUCAUAGUAUGGGGUAAUACAAUACAAUUUGAUUAUUCACUAAAAAUAAAAGCUGGCGGCCCACUUUGGACGUUAAAUCAGCCCAUUAUUUUGUUAACCGACUAAAAUCGGAAAAUCGAAGUGUAUAUAUAUAUUGCUACUACUUGCUAGGUUUACCCAA
Camelina sativa (false flax) is the source of this 1577-nucleotide messenger RNA. Its product is annotated as DEAD-box ATP-dependent RNA helicase 31-like. Gene Ontology annotation, molecular function: ATP binding; nucleic acid binding; RNA helicase activity. Lineage: Eukaryota; Viridiplantae; Streptophyta; Magnoliopsida; Brassicales; Brassicaceae. The record is from RefSeq and is a predicted model, not a curated record.